This is a messenger RNA of Cucumis sativus (cucumber), 1839 nucleotides long. Its product is annotated as BAG family molecular chaperone regulator 1. Gene Ontology annotation, molecular function: protein-folding chaperone binding; adenyl-nucleotide exchange factor activity. Gene Ontology annotation, biological process: protein stabilization. Gene Ontology annotation, cellular component: cytoplasm. The record is from RefSeq and is a predicted model, not a curated record. NCBI's taxonomy places the organism in Eukaryota, Viridiplantae, Streptophyta, Magnoliopsida, Cucurbitales, Cucurbitaceae. The coding region runs from base 558 to 1574 and encodes 338 amino acids. The transcript is spliced from 4 exons.
CAACACACCCAACUUAGCUGUCCACUCGUUUUUAUAUUUUCUUUUCUUUUUCCCCUUUUCUAUCCUCCUCGUUGCAGUUUCUCUCACAAAAUACAGAGGGAGAGACACCAAAUACUAACUAGUUUCUUUCGAGUUCAUUUUUUUUUGUUUUGUUUCUUUGAUUCUCUCAACUUUAGCAAGUGGGGUGGGGAAAUUUUUCCUCAAGUAACCAACUUCAUGGCUAAUUUGGCUGCAUCUUGAUUCUCUAUGGUCUGACAGAUUCUGGGUUGUUCAGAUUUUACUCAAAGGAGAAACCUUUGUCUCAAAGUGGUCUUAGAUUACAAACCCCUUCGUUUCAUAUUCAACAACAAGACUCCCAUGAAUUUUUGUUCAUUGUGGGUUCUCAAUCGCUGUUUUAAAACGCCUGUCUUUUGGAAUUGCUUCCACAAAACUCUCUAAAUGCUGCCGUCUCUUGUUUCUUCUGCAAUACCCUCUUGAACUUCUAUUGGGUCUCUUUCGUUUCUUCCACAGAUCGCCGGGAUUAUAUUUUCCACGCCGUCGAGAUCUGCCGUUUUCCGAUGUCAAAGUUGAUGAAAUUGAAGACGAAAACGACAGAGAUGUCAGAGAUGAAGGGUAGUUCCACCGUCGGUGACAACCGACCGAUGGAUUGGGAAUUACGGCCAGGGGGAAUGCUUGUUCAGAAGAGAACACCUGAUUCCGACAAGGAAUCAACUCCGGCGCCGAUGAUUAGAGUUAAAGUCAAAUACGAUUCUACUUACCACGAAAUUAGUAUCAGUUCUCAAGCUACAUUUGGGGAAUUGAAGAAGAUAUUGGUUGGACCUACGGGAUUACACCAUCAAGAUCAGAAGCUGUUGUUUAAAAAGAAGGAAAGAGAUUCAAAGGCCUUUCUAGACAGUUGUGGAGUAAAAAACAAAUCCAAGAUUGUUGUAAUGGAAGACCCAAUUAGUAAAGAAAGAAGGUAUGUUGAGAUGAAGAAGAAUGCUAAAAUGGAGAGAGCUUCCAAAUCUAUAUCAGAAAUCAGCCUUGAAGUUGAUAGACUUGCAGGACAGGUUUCUGCUUUGGAAUCUGUGGUUUGUAAAGGUGGGAAAGUUGCUGAGAAUGAUGUGUUGAAUUUGAUUGAUUUGUUGAUGAAUGAAUUGCUUAAAUUGGAUGCUAUUAUGGGAGAUGGAGAUGUAAAGUUGCAAAGGAAAAUGCAGGUAAAAAGAGUGCAAAAAUAUGUUGAAACUCUUGAUUUGUUGAAGAUGAAAAACUCAAUGGCUACAAUUCAGACACAAACACAAGCACAACCACAAACUCAACUCAAACACAACAACUCUAAUCAUCAAAGACAAACAAGUACUAGGCCUUCCUUUCCAAACACUAAACUAUCAACAAUUCAAGAGGAGCACCCACGCGAUCUCGCCGUCAUCGAAAACUUGCUUCUAAUUCAGCAAUCUCCACAGCAUUUGACGAAGUCGAAGACAUCAUCCGGUACUGUCGUCACAACAAAAUGGGAGAUAUUUGAUUCUUCCCCAUCAAUCAUACCCACCGAGCAUCCCGUCCCACCAAGGUUCAACUGGGAAUUCUUCGAGUGAGUGCCAUACAUUUUGUGAGGAUUUGAAUUCAGAUUUAGCUGGUUUGGUCCCUUAUCAUAUAUCAAUGUGAGCUCUUUCAUUCUUUACUGUAUUUAGAUUGAAAUUUAGACACCUCCACCCCUUUUGAGGUAAUAAAUGGGGUUAUUACAAUAUUAUUGAUCUCACCAUCAAUCUUCUGUCCCUUAGUAUUUCUUUGGGCAUUCUGGAAUUCUUUUUCCCAAUUGUUUCUUCUGUGUUUAAAUUAAAAUUAGAUCAUGAUUGGUUU